AUGGCGACCCUGCACCCUCCCCCAAGCAUCUAUGCAGUCCGCCCCUUCACCCAGAAGUCACUGGCGGAGAUCGAGAGGCUCAAGGAGGAAAGAGAAAAGGCCGCAGAAGUAGAAGUAGGCCAAGAGGAGCAAGAGCCAGCAGCCCCGAAUGCUGACCUGGAGGCGGGCAAGAACCUGCCUAUGAUCUACGGAGACCCUCCACCAGAGCUGCUCAACACGCCUCUGGAGGACCUGGACCCCUUCUACGAAGCACAGAAAACAUUCAUUGUGAUCAGCAAAGGAAACACGAUCUACAGCAUGUUCAUCAUGAUUACGAUUCUCUCGAAUUGUGUAUUCAUGACGAUGAGCAACCCACCAGCAUGGAGUAAAACCGUCGAGUAUGUUUUUACUGGUAUUUAUACCUUUGAGGCAACCGUCAAAGUGUUGUCCAGAGGUUUCUGUGUUGGACCUUUUACAUUCCUUCGAGAUCCAUGGAAUUGGCUGGAUUUCAUGGUGAUCAGCAUGGCAUACAUCACUGAGUUUGUUGACCUUGGCAACGUGUCGGCCCUCAGGACAUUUCGUGUACUUCGAGCCCUCAAAACAAUUACUGUGAUUCCUGGUUUGAAAACCAUCGUGGGCGCUUUGAUCCAGUCAGUAAAGAAGAUGGUGGACGUCAUGAUUCUGACCGUCUUUGCUCUCGCAGUUUUUGCCCUUGUCGGCCUUCAGCUUUUCAUGGGAAAUUUGCGUCACAAAUGUGUGCGGUGGCCUAUUGAAUUAAAUGAAACUGAAUUUUUUAACACCACAUCAGCAUUCAAUGACACCAUGUCCUUCAACAACACCAUGGGCGGAAAUUAUACAACGUAUUCCAACGGUACCUUCAAUUUUAUGGAAUACAUAGAAAACCCAGAUAAUCACUAUUAUUUGGAAGGCAGCCUAGAUGCUCUUCUUUGUGGGAACAGCUCUGAUGCUGGAAAGUGCCCCGAAGGAUACACAUGCAUGAAGGCUGGGAGGAACCCCAACUAUGGCUACACCAGCUUUGACUCUUUUGGCUGGUCCUUCCUGGCCCUCUUCAGACUCAUGACCCAGGACUACUGGGAGAACCUUUUCCAGCUGAUCCUGCGGGCGGCUGGUAAGACAUACAUGCUGUUCUUUGUGGUGAUCAUCUUUCUGGGCUCCUUCUACCUCAUCAACCUCAUCCUGGCCGUGGUAGCCAUGGCGUAUGAAGAGCAGAAUCAGGCAAGUCAGCGAGAGGCCAUAGAGAAAGAGGAGGAGUUCCAGCGGCUACUGGAGCAACUCAAGAAUCAAGAACAGGCUCAACUUGGGAGCCGAGCCACUCUAAUCAGUAAAAAGACGCUCAGUCAUCACACAUCAUCUGAGUUGGCUGAUGAUGAACAGAGUCUUGAACAGGACAAAUUCAUCAAGGAUUGUAACGGGAGAAUCAUUCCCCAUCUGCUCAUCAGAGCACCCACCAUGGAUGAGUCUGCUGCAGAUGACGAACUCAGAGAGAAGUCACUGGGCUCUGCGCACAGCAUGCUUCAUGUGGAAGAAUCAGGCCUGACACAGAGAUCUGCUAGUGCUAUGACUGUGCUCUCUGCAGCUGCUAUGGAAGAGUUGGAGGAUUCUCAGAGGCCGUGCCCACCUGGCUGGUACAAGUUUGCCGAUAUGUUCCUGAAGUGGAACUGCUGCACGCCCUGGGUGACCUUUAAAGAGUGGGUGCUCUUUGUGGUGAUGGACCCCUUUGUCGACUUGGCCAUCACCAUUUGCAUCGUGCUCAACACCCUCUUCAUGGCCAUGGAGCACUAUCCCAUGACCCCGGAAUUUGACAACAUGCUCUCAGUGGGGAAUCUGGUUUUCACCGGGAUCUUCACAGCGGAAAUGUUCUUCAAGCUCAUCGCCAUGGACCCCUACUAUUACUUUCAAGUUGGCUGGAACAUUUUCGACAGCAUCAUUGUCACUCUCAGUCUAGUGGAGUUGGGUCUGGCAAAUGUCCAGGGACUCUCUGUGCUCAGGUCUUUCCGUCUGCUUCGUGUCUUCAAGCUAGCCAAAUCCUGGCCCACACUCAACAUGCUGAUCAAAAUCAUUGGUAACUCAGUAGGAGCUUUAGGAAACCUGACUUUGGUGCUGGCCAUCAUCGUCUUCAUCUUCGCCGUGGUGGGCAUGCAGCUUUUUGGCAAGAGCUACAAGGACUGCGUGUGCAAGAUAUCCUCAGAGUGCGAGCUGCCGCGCUGGCACAUGAAUGACUUCUUCCACUCGUUCCUCAUUGUGUUCCGCAUCCUGUGCGGAGAGUGGAUCGAGACCAUGUGGGACUGCAUGGAGGUGGCCGGAGCUGGGAUGUGUCUGGUUGUGUUCAUGAUGGUCAUGGUCAUUGGAAAUCUUGUGGUGUUGAACCUCUUCCUGGCCUUGCUGCUCAGCUCGUUCAGUGGAGACAACCUCUCAGCGGGAGACGAUGACGGAGAGAUGAACAACCUGCAGAUCGCCAUUGGCCGGAUCACGCGGGGCAUUGACUGGUUCAAGGCUUUCGUCGUUCGAACGCUCCUGCAGAUUCUUCACAGAAAGCCCAAGGAGCCUGAGGAGGGUCCAGUGGACGAAGCGGACCCUAAAAUGGAGGGAAUUGAAAUGAACCACUUGGAAACCAGUCAGAAUUUCAAAGCGGCAGAUGGAAUAGCUAACUGUGUAGUUGAAGGCCGGCCUGCUGGAUUUACUGUGGAUGGAGAGCUCAGUCUCAAUGUGCCAAUUGCCCAGGGAGAGUCAGACUUUGAAAACCUGGGCGAGGAUGAUGAUGAUGAUGAUGAUGAUGAAGAAGAUGAAGAUGAUGCUGAUUAUGAUAAUGACUUUUCAUCUGAGAUUUCAGAUGAACAAAAUGACCAACAUAACACACUCAUGGGUGCUUUGACUGAUGGGGAUUCUUCAAUAUGCAGCACAGUGGACUAUCAACCACCUGAGCCUGAACCAGAAGAAGUGGAAGAAGAAGAGCCAGAGCCAGUGGAGCCGGAGAGCUGCUUCACUGACAACUGUGUGAAGCGCUGGCCAUGUCUGACUGUGGACAUCACCCAAGGCAGAGGCAAGAAAUGGUGGAACCUCCGUAGGACUUGCUUCACCAUUGUGGAGCAUGACUGGUUUGAAACCUUCAUAAUCUUUAUGAUCUUGCUCAGCAGUGGAGCUCUGGCCUUUGAAGACAUAAACAUAGAAAGACGCCGAACCAUCAAAAUUAUUCUGGAGUAUGCUGACAAAGUUUUCACCUACAUCUUUGUCAUCGAGAUGCUCCUUAAAUGGGUGGCUUAUGGCUUCAAGACUUACUUCACCAACGCCUGGUGUUGGUUAGACUUUUUCAUCGUAGAUGUCUCCCUGAUUAGUUUAGUUGCCAACUGGAUGGGCUACUCUGACCUUGGACCAAUCAAAUCCCUCAGAACCCUCAGGGCACUAAGGCCUCUCCGAGCAUUGUCGAGAUUUGAAGGGAUGAGGGUGGUGGUGAACGCUCUUGUCGGGGCGAUUCCCUCCAUCUUCAACGUGCUUCUGGUGUGUUUGAUCUUCUGGCUUAUCUUCAGCAUCAUGGGAGUUAACCUGUUCGCCGGCAAGUUCUACCGCUGCAUCAACACCACCACAGAGGAGCUCUUCCCCAUGACAGAGGUCAACAACAGGAGCGACUGCAUGGCCAUCAAAGAAGCCACACAGGAGGCACGCUGGGUCAACGUCAAGGUCAACUAUGACAAUGUUGGGAAAGGAUACCUGUCCCUACUUCAAGUGGCUACUUUUAAAGGUUGGAUGGAUAUCAUGUAUGCUGCUGUUGACUCAAGAGAGGUAGAGGAGCAGCCUUCGUAUGAGAUCAACCUCUACAUGUACAUAUACUUUGUCAUCUUCAUCAUCUUUGGCUCUUUCUUCACACUCAACCUCUUCAUUGGUGUCAUUAUCGACAAUUUCAACCAACAAAAGAAAAAGAUAAAUAAGGACAUAUUUAUGACUGAGGAACAAAAGAAAUACUACGAAGCCAUGAAGAAACUGGGUUCCAAAAAGCCGCAGAAGCCAAUUCCACGUCCGACAAACCCAAUCCAGGGCAUGGUGUUUGACUUCAUCAGUCAGCAGUUCUUUGACAUCUUCAUCAUGGUGCUCAUCUGCCUCAAUAUGGUGACCAUGAUGGUGGAGACAGACAAUCAGAGCGCGGAGAAGGAGGAUUUCCUCUUUAAAGUAAACGUGGCUUUUAUUGUCGUCUUCACCGGAGAGUGUGUGUUGAAGCUUGUUGCCCUGCGACAAUACUUCUUCACCAAUGGAUGGAACAUUUUUGAUUUUGUUGUGGUCAUCUUGUCAAUAGCAGGUACAAUGCUCUCAGACCUGAUUGAGAAGUACUUUGUGUCACCGACUCUGUUCAGAGUGAUCAGACUGGCCAGAAUAGGCAGGAUUCUCCGUCUUAUUAAAGGAGCAAAGGGCAUUCGGACGCUUCUCUUUGCUCUAAUGAUGUCACUUCCUGCCCUAUUCAAUAUUGGUCUCCUGCUCUUCCUCAUUAUGUUCAUCUUUUCCAUAUUUGGCAUGUCAAACUUCGCCUAUGUUAAAAAGGAGGCUGGAAUCGAUGACAUAUUUAACUUUGAGACGUUUGGCGGCAGCAUCAUCUGCUUGUUUCAGAUCACAACAUCAGCAGGCUGGGACGGGCUUUUACUUCCAAUGCUGAACAGGGAGCCUCCAGACUGUGAUCCAGACUUCGAGAACCCAGGCACGGACGUAAAGGGUAACUGUGGCAACCCGGGUAUGGGCAUGAUGUUCUUCUGCAGCUACAUCAUCAUCUCAUUCUUAGUGGUGGUCAACAUGUACAUUGCCAUCAUCUUGGAGAACUUCAAUGUGGCGCAGGAGGAGAGCGGUGAUGCGCUCUGUGAGGACGACUUUGAGAUGUUCAAUGAGACUUGGGAGAAGUUCGACAUAGAUGGAACUCAGUUCAUUGAGUAUAGCCAGCUCUCCGAUUUUUGUGAUACAUUGCAGGAGCCGCUGAGGGUGGCGAAGCCCAACCGGCUUCGCCUGAUCGAAAUGGAUCUGCCCCUGGUCAUCGGGGACAGGAUCCACUGCCUGGAUGUCUUGUUGGCCGUCACACAGAUGGUCUUGGGAGACACAGUGGAGAUGGCAGCAAUGCGGGAGAGCAUUGAAGCUAAGUUUAUCCUGAGCAACCCCACCUCAGACUCCUUCGCGCCGAUCACCACGACGGUACGCCACAAAGAAGAGCAGAGCGCUGCUGUGGUCAUUCAGAGGGCUUACCGCAAGCACCUGCUGAAACGCUGCAUACGCCACGCCGCUUUUAUGCACCGCUCCAAGAGGAUGGGGAGAAAGGAGGAAAGUGAAGAUCCACCGGAAAAAGAAGGGCUGCUCGCGCGAAAGCUGGGAGUGCUCUAUGGGAGCAAUGUGGACCUGGCAGAGGAGAUGGAGCAGGCCGCGUUAGAGACUCUAGCAAGCCAAGAGCCUCCUAAUCCUGAGACAUUGUCACAUUACCCAGGGGCCCAGUGUGGUCCAGAACCACCUGAGCCAAACAUCAUGGUUGUGCCCGUAGAAAUAACUAAUGAGGUUUUAUUACAUUCUGCCCCCCACCAACACCUCCUGACCCUACAGGAAAACCUGAGAGAGUCAAUUGUAUAA
Messenger RNA from Seriola dumerili (greater amberjack), 5589 nucleotides. It is a transcript of the gene scn4aa, whose product is annotated as sodium channel protein type 4 subunit alpha A-like. NCBI's taxonomy places the organism in Eukaryota, Metazoa, Chordata, Actinopteri, Carangiformes, Carangidae. The record is from RefSeq and is a predicted model, not a curated record. Gene Ontology annotation, molecular function: protein binding; calcium ion binding; voltage-gated sodium channel activity. Gene Ontology annotation, biological process: neuronal action potential; sodium ion transmembrane transport; membrane depolarization during action potential. Gene Ontology annotation, cellular component: voltage-gated sodium channel complex; axon; plasma membrane. The coding region runs from base 1 to 5589 and encodes 1862 amino acids. The transcript is spliced from 25 exons.